Ciona intestinalis (vase tunicate) is the source of this 2218-nucleotide messenger RNA. RefSeq names its product tryptophan--tRNA ligase, cytoplasmic. Gene Ontology annotation, cellular component: cytoplasm. Gene Ontology annotation, molecular function: tryptophan-tRNA ligase activity; ATP binding. NCBI's taxonomy places the organism in Eukaryota, Metazoa, Chordata, Ascidiacea, Phlebobranchia, Cionidae. The record is from RefSeq and is a predicted model, not a curated record. Gene Ontology annotation, biological process: tryptophanyl-tRNA aminoacylation.
UAUAUUAAGCAAGCUAAACGUAAGAAUAGGUUUAUAAAGCUGCUAUAAAAUAAAUGGAUUCGAACGGCAAAGUGAACGGUUCAACAAACUCUGAAGGAGAGAAUAAAGUUGACGGACUCGAACAGGACAUUGUUAACCCAUGGGAAGUUCAAUCUAGCAGCGCCAAAGGAGUGGAUUAUGAUAAGUUAAUAAAAAGAUUCGGAUCAAGUAAAGUAGAUGAGGCCCUUCUUCAAAGGUUUGAGGCAAUUGUGGCAAAACGUGGCAAAAAGUUGCAUCCAUUUUUAAAACGUGGAAUGUUUUUCUCGCACCGUGAGCUUGACUAUAUCCUUACCUUGUAUGAACAAAACAAACCAUUUUACCUUUAUACUGGUCGAGGGCCGUCAUCACAAUCCAUGCAUGUAGGUCACAUGAUACCAUUCAUGAUGACACAAUACCUUCAAGAGGCGUUUGAUGUCCCUGUUGUGGUGCAGCUUACAGAUGAUGAAAAGUUUUUGUGGAAGGAUCUGGCCUUGGAAGAAUGCUAUCGGCUGUCAUAUGAGAAUAUGAAGGAUAUCAUUGCUUGCGGUUUCGAUCCGGACAAAACUUUUAUUUUUUCAGACCUUGAUUAUAUAGGCUCAUGCAAAGAGUUUUAUUGGAAUAUGAAAAGAGUUGAAAAAUGUGUCACCUAUAACCAAGUUAAAGGUAUCUUUGGCUUUGGGGACAGUGACUGCAUUGGUAAGAUAAGUUUUCCUGCAAUACAAGCUGCUCCCUCGUUUUCAUCAAGCUUUCCCCACAUUUUUAAUGGAUGCAAGGACAUCCCAUGUCUCAUACCUUGUGCAAUAGACCAGGACCCUUAUUUCAGAAUGACACGUGAUGUUGCACCAAGACUACAAUACAGAAAACCCGCGCUUUUACACUCGGUGUUCUUCCCCGCCCUGCAAGGCGCUCAAACUAAGAUGAGUUCUUCAGACCCUACAUCAUCUAUAUUUCUCACUGACACUGCCAACCAAAUCAAAAAAAAGAUUAACAAGUACGCGUUCUCGGGCGGUCGUGACACAGUCGAGCUGCACAGGGAGUUUGGAGGCAACUGUGAAGUUGAUGUUUCUAUCCAGUAUCUCUCCUUCUUCCUCAUGGAUGAUGACGAAUUAGACCAAAUAAAAAAAGAUUACUCAAGUGGAGAGCUAUUGACUGGGGAGCUAAAACAGAAACUUAUCGUAGUUUUGCAAGCAUUGAUUGGCAAGCACCAAGCUGCAAGGAAUGAAGUCACUGAUGAAACGAUCAAGAAAUUUACCCGGCUUACUAAAUACCCAUGCUGUGAUAACUAUAAACCUACACCGGUGGUUACAAAGAACAAGAAAUCAAAGAAAAAAGAUAAAACUUCAGCACCAACAAUGAAUGAACUAACAUUGACAAGCUAAUGUUUCAACUGUCAACCAAUGAAUGAAAAUUUAAUCUAUUAUGUUUGAGUGUCCAGCAAACAAGUGUAUGUACUUUAUAAAUAAUGUUGGUUGUAGUUUUGGUGUUUUAAUUACAAGAUAUCUGAUAAGCAAAAAUUUUAUCAAGUGUUUUGUUUACUUUUAUUUUCAUUAUGUCUGGUUUAUGAGUAUCUGGUCAAAUCAUUUCACUUUCAUCAAAAUUGGAACUUAGGUUAAUAUGAUUUAAAUUUUACUUAUAUUCUAGGAAAUAUAGUGUUCACUAUUCUUAUAGUUCCGGUUUUCGGAUAUUCUACUGCUGCGUACUCACUACUGCAUAUCAUUAUCAUUACCUAUCACAAGCUAUGCUAAGAGUACUGUAUAGACUAGAGUGUGUGGACAACUUUUAAAAUUGAGUUAAUUGUUUGUGUUGGAAUCCCAAUUUAGUGUUUGGUAUCAGAUUUUAAAAAGCCAAGUACGGUUUAUGAACUAUGCACUACCACCAGCUAUUUUGACGAGUUCUUGUUUCUCUUGUGCAGUAACAGUGAAAAAUAUAGGUUGUAUGAAAGACUAAUGUAGUAGAUAUAUUGUAGGUCAUGUCAAGUUGUUGCGAGCAUGUGAUUGUUUUAUUUUUGCUCCCUUAGAUAAUUGUAGAGAAGUUAUGGUAGAAUAAAGGGUGAUUCUCAUUAGAACUUAGUAUUUUUCUUCCUAUUUUUUGCCUUUCUGUUCUUUUUAACGUUUAUUAGUAAACUAUUCUUUGUAAAACCAAUUGCCAUUAAUUGUUAAUAUCUAAAAUUAAAUUCACAACGCUUUGGUGAUAUUUCAGA